Messenger RNA from Racocetra fulgida, 798 nucleotides. The record is from the annotation of a GenBank genome assembly. NCBI's taxonomy places the organism in Eukaryota, Fungi, Glomeromycota, Glomeromycetes, Diversisporales, Gigasporaceae.
AUGAACGAACAAAUUAUAGAGAUUCCAAGUGAAAAAAAAAUAACAAAGAUUGUGUGUUCUCCAAAAUUAAAAUAUAUUGCAGCUUGGAGCGAUGAAGACAUGUCAGCUUGCAUAUUCUCUAUUGAAGAUCAAAUGAAUCUGAAAUAUGAAGGUUGCUAUUCACUAAAAGAACAAAUCAAACAUGGUCUUUCAAAAGAAAUCGAAUAUUUGGAUUUUUUAAAUGCUGAAAAAUAUGAUCUAAAACUAUCAGAUCAAAGACAUAUUACAAAAAAUAUCCAAAUUAGACUUAAAGAAUCAUAUUUAAUUAAUUAUAGUGUGGUUUUUUCUAUUGAUAAUAGUAAAUUGGAAGUUCAACAAAAAUCUAAAACAUAUUUCCCUUAUUUACCACCUUCAGAAUUUGGCUGCGACACAAAAAAUUGUAAAAAACAUGAUUUUAAUGAAUUGAUGAUUGAAGAUUAUAAUAAUUCACGUUUUAAAUUAAGCCUUUAUGGAGAAUAUCUAAUGGAACAUUUAUUGGAAAAAGAAAAUUUUGAAUCUAUUGAAAAUCUAUUAAAAAACAUAAUUGAUUUUACUAUUAAAAAUAGUGAUGAAAAUUUCAUUUCAAACCUUCCAUUAAUGAAAAUUGUUACUUAUAAUUUUGAAUCAUUAAGCCAAUAUCCUGAGAUUAUUAAUUGGUUUUUAUCUAGAAUAGCCUUUUUUGUAUCUGAUAAUACAUUAUCUAAAAUAAUUGACACAAAUUCUACUUCUAACCAUCUUCAAAAAUUUGGUAAAUACCCUAAUAUUUCUAAUAUUUUUUAA